Molecule: messenger RNA, 5803 nt
Organism: Acanthopagrus latus (yellowfin seabream)
Lineage: Eukaryota; Metazoa; Chordata; Actinopteri; Spariformes; Sparidae
Gene: fig4a
Product: FIG4 phosphoinositide 5-phosphatase a
Exons: 25
Coding region: 684-3074 (796 amino acids)
Biological process (GO): phosphatidylinositol dephosphorylation
Cellular component (GO): intracellular membrane-bounded organelle
Molecular function (GO): phosphatidylinositol-3,5-bisphosphate 5-phosphatase activity
Source: RefSeq, a predicted model, not a curated record
ACAGUCACCUGACAAAAACACAUUCAUGUAGCAUUCUGUUUGGUAUGUGGUAGCUAUACGUCUACAGGGUGCAAACAUACAUGUUUAAUAUAUCAACAGCGUCUAAAGAAUAAGUUGUUUUGACCGCAAAAGAAGAUGUAGAAAAUGAUCCCUGGCUGGAGAUGAGUUGUGGCUAACGCAGCUAGCUAGCUAAAUCAAUGGACUGUGACUGUUUGGAGAACACAGGGUUAAAAAUGCCUCAGUCUGCGGGAAUCAUCAGUGGGAUCCAGAGGAUGGUUCUGUAUGAAACCAGAGCCAGGUACUUUUUGGUGGGGACCAAUCAGGCGCAGACCAAACACAGAGUGCUGAAGAUUGACCGCACAGAACCCAAAGACCUCGUCAUAAUUGACGAUAAGAUAUUAUACCGACCUCAGGAAACCCCGCUUGUUUUUCCAUUUGAUGGGCAUUGUAGCCUACGUUAUAAACACAGUGUGGAUGCUUGAGAGUGUGAUGAAGAAACAUAGCAUGUGUACAGCCAGCAAGAGGUUCGUGAGUUGCUGGGCCGUCUGGACCUAGGCAACCGCACCAAGAUUGGCCAAAAGGGCUCCUCGGGCCUGUCCAGGGCUGUCUCAGCCUUUGGCAUUGUGGGGUUUGUACGUUUCCUCGAGGGGUACUACAUCGUGUUGAUCACCAAGCGUAGAAAGAUGGCUGACAUCGGUGGCCACUCCAUCUACAAAAUUGAGGACACCAGCAUGAUCUACAUCCCCAAUGACUCGGUCAGGGUCACGCACCCUGAUGAAGCAAGAUAUGUGCGCAUCUUUCAGAACGUGGACCUUUCCAGCAACUUCUAUUUCAGUUACAGCUACGACCUGAGCCAUUCGCUGCAGUACAACCUGACUCUGCUGCAGAGGCCUUACGAGCUGUGGUCGUCGCCAGAGACCUCAGCCGAGGAAGAGGUGCAAACGCAGAGCAAGCAGGACAGCUUCGACAUCUUUGAAGACGAAGGUUUGCCUACGCAAGUGGUUUAUGGCAUCCAGAACGAGCCGUACUACAAGUACGUGUGGAACGGGAAGCUGCUGGAACGAGUCAAGGACAUAGUGCAUCACGACUGGCUCAUGUAUAUAAUCCACGGCUUCUGUGGCCAGUCCAAACUUCUGAUCUACGGCCGGCCGGUUCACAUCACCCUCAUUGCCAGGCGCUCAAGCAAAUUCGCCGGGACCCGCUUCCUCAAAAGAGGAGCCAACUGCGAGGGGGACGUGGCUAAUGAGGUUGAGACUGAGCAGAUCGUCCAUGACGCCUCAGUUAUGUCUUUCACAGCAGGAAGUUACUCCUCAUACGUCCAGGUGCGAGGUUCUGUCCCACUCUACUGGUCCCAGGACAUUUCUACCAUGAUGCCGAAACCUCCAAUACGAUUGGACCAAGCUGACCCAUACGCCCACGUCGCUGGCCUCCACUUUGACCAGAUGCUGCAACGGUUUGGCUCUCCUAUUAUCAUCCUCAACCUUGUCAAGAAACGGGAGAAAAGGAAACAUGAGAAGAUUCUGAGCGAAGAGCUCUACCCAGCUGUGACCAACCUGAAUCAGUUCCUCCCUCCAGAAAACAGCAUUGACUACAUCGCCUGGGACAUGGCUCGCUACACCAAGAGUAAGUUGUGCAACGUCCUGGACCGUUUGAGUAUGAUAGCAGAGAAUGUGGUUAAGCGAACAGGCUUUUUCAUUAAUCGCUCUGACUUCUACUGCCAUACCAUCAGACCGGAUGACAGAUGGGGAGAUGUAGGUGGACACAUCACAGCCAGUGGACGGGUGCAGACGGGUGUGUUGCGGACCAACUGCGUGGACUGUCUAGAUCGGACCAACACUGCUCAGUUCAUGGUUGGGAAGUGUGCGCUGGCCUAUCAACUUUAUGCACUGGGAAUGAUUGACAAGCCCAAACUCCAGUUUGAUACUGACUGUGUGAGGUUGUUCGAGGAGCUGUACGAGGACCACGGAGACACUUUGUCACUGCAGUACGGAGGCUCCCAGCUGGUCCACAGGGUCAAGACCUAUCGCAAGAUCGCCCCCUGGACACAACACUCCAAAGACAUCAUGCAGACACUGUCGCGCUACUACAGCAAUGCUUUCUCAGAUGCUGACAGACAGGAUGCCAUAAACCUGUUUCUCCAAGUCUACCAGCCAUCAGAGUCCAAGCCGCACCUGUGGGAGCUGCCCACCGACUUCUACCUGCAUCAGAGAAACACCAUGGCCCUCCUCCAAGACAGACGCAGCUACACUCUGUGGUGGUCAGACGGAAUCUUGUCCUACCUUCCUGUUGCCUAUGAUGAAGUUCCCUGUGAAGAAACCAUGAAGAAGGUCAAAGUGAAGAGAGUGAACCGCUUCGAUGAGAGUAUUGACAUCUACACAGAAUUCUUCAAACCGUAUGAAAUUACCUCCUUUGAUGACACAUUCUGCAUUGCCAUGACCAACUCUGCAAGGGAAUUUAUGCCCAAGACAGUCGGAGUGGAUCCAAGCCCGUUCACAGUUCGCAAGCCAGAGGAAACUGGAAAAUCAGUGUUAGCUAACAAGAGCAGUAAGGAGGAGACACUGCUCCAGAGGAAGACGGCAGCCAGCGCGCCUCCUCCGCCAAGUGAGGAAGCCAUCAGCAGCACGUCAGAGGACGACUCGGAGGAGGACCGGGACGACGAAGGCUCCGUUUCCCAACGCUCUACGCCGAUCAAACUGCUGACAGAGUCUGGGGAGAGCAAUCGCACGGGGGAGGAGAUCCACCAACAGCAGUUGGUUAAGGAGCCAUACGGACUCAAUCUGGCCGAGUUUCCAUCCGAGGACGACCUGCUCAUUUACGAAAGGUUUGCACAUCUGGGCGAGAGCCAGCACAGGGUGGAAAGAACCGAAUGCAUAAACCUGGCGAACAUCAUCUGCUUAGAGCCGGUGUCCUGCUUCCCGGACGACAGCGUCUAUGCAGUUUCCCUUCCGCAGGUUGAUCGAGACAGCCGGGACGAGUUCGAGAGCCAUGUGUUGACGGGUCAGGGCCAGGUGAGGGUGCUGUGCAGGGACGACAUGUUGAUGUACAGGGAGUACGUCAAGAACAGAUACAUGUGAGACACGGACGGAUCCUGGAUCUCUGCGGUUAACAUGCAAAAUCCAAUUUGUUUCAACUGCUGUUGGGAGUAGACCAACUGGAUUUGGACUAACCUAUGUGGAUUGAUUUUUCUUUUUUUUUUUUUAAUCAAGGUUGUUUCCAUGUUUUAAUAGCUUCAACAGUUGUCAGAUUUCAGAAAGAGAAUAUGUAUGGCAGUGAACGGCAAGGGACAAAUGAUGGAUCCCGUUGAAUUGCGUUUGUUGAUUUAAAAGGUAGUUACAGUACAAGACCACAACACAAGUACAAGCACAUGAUUGAAAGACUACGCACCCAACAGUGGCCAUAUGACGUCGCCUCAACGAUAGAUCCGGUCUCGUACACUAGCUAGCUCACAAAACUGACUAACUCUCCUUUCACAUAACUUGAGCUGACUAUAUGGAGAGAUUUAUUGGUACUCUCACCUUUUUUUUUUUUUUCUUAAUUCUUAUUCUGUGCCGCGCAGACAGCCUUGUUGGUGACGUAUAUUGAUCGAAGCGAUGUAGUUCAUUGGGCAUGAACUAAACUAAAACUGCGACUUUCUGAAAAAAUUUUAAUUCAAAUUGACAAACAGCAUGUAAUUCAUGGGCCAAUUCAACUGGGAUCAAAACGUUAUUUGUCUCGCGUCACUGGUGAAAUAAAGUUCCACGGUGCACAUCGGAAGGGCGGGCACUCUUCAUCACUACGCCGACAUGCCUUAAAGAAGCUACCUAUGUUUGUUUUUUUUUUAAUUUGUUUCGUGUAUUUCCCACUGAGUUAACAUUUUAAUUGCAACUCUUUUAAGAAAGUGUAUUUAACCAUGUGCACAUUUCAAACCUGUGAAUUAAUCUAAGUUGUUUUGACUCUUAAAGGUGCCCUAUGUGCAUUUUAGUUAGCAUGCUAACCAAAGCUGACACGGUCCAAAGCUUCCUGUGCUAAGUGUGUAAACGCCAACACCCUCCUGGUUCAUCAAACUCUAAGUCUGGAAUGCUAGCUGCACGGCUGACUGAGCUAACUGGCUAAUGGCAGCUACAGCUAGCAGCAGUCAGCGGUUACUCUGGUGAUAUUUUAAGUAUGAAUCCGAACGGUGGUCAUUUCUUAAAUACCUACAUACUGCACCUUUUAUUUAAUAUUGAAACUUACACGUUGGAACCAUUAAUAUGAUGACAGGCCCAAAGAUUAUAAUUAUGACUUUGAGUUGAUUAUAAUGUUUUUAUUAUUCAUUCUGUUAAACAGGUUUCAGGUCAUUUGAGGCUAUAACAAUUGCCAAGACAGAGAUAUAUGUAUAUAUAUGUUUUUGUUUUUUUUUUACUUAAAUUCUCAAGAACGACUCUCAACAUGACGACUUGUAUCUACUGUAAAAGUUUAUCCAGGUUCACUCAUAUUGCACAUUGCAUUGUGCCAUUAGAUUAAACCAGUAUUUUUUGUUUGUCAGCAGACAUCACUGACACAUCGAUGCUAUGGGUUUAUCAAUCCCCUUUCUUAGUUUAACAUUCCACACACUGAUUUUGUUUUGUACACAUUUCCGAUGUCAGCUUUUACUGUGUACAGUGGUUCUAAAUUAAACAUUUAUUUAUUAACACGUUGUCCUCGCCGCACUCCACUCCAAAACAUGUGCUUCUGUUGUUCUCCGCAGUGUUUCGCAUUCAAAAGUGGAAUAUUUCACGCAGCCUCUGUCAUUUCUCUUCAUCUCUCCCACGCUCCUCCACUGUCUCUUCUUUCUUUCUUUCUAGAAUUCCCUUUCUCACCCCUCGUGCCUCCUAUUCCCCCUUUUGUUCUCUCGAUCACACUUUCUCUUUUCUUCCCUCAUCACACUCUUUUAGCGCUCAGCCUUCUACUCACGGGUGUCAGAAAAUGUGAAAUGUGAUGAAGUCCGCCCCACACGCACAUACACAUUCAGUAGGCAUGCUGAUUGACCACUGGUCUCUGCAUCAGUGCCUCGUGAGCCUGAGGACGAUGGGGAGGGUGCUCCAGCAUGUGAUGUGUUGGAGAACAACAGGGGAAUCAAAAGAAAAGAAAAAUACCUGCUCCGCCAUAUUUAGGACCAAAUUAAUAAAAGAUGGAGAUGACGGCAUGUGUUUUCACACCUAAAGUGAAGAGAGCCUCUCACUGUAUCCCCCAGCCCCCCUUUUCCUCCGCCUUUGAAGCCACUUAGCUGACUCAGAAGGCUUCAUCUACAUGUUCCACUAAUGGUUGGCUUGAUAAGGCCGCUGCUGUGGCUCUCUGCCCAGAUGCUGCCAGAGGUUUCUUUCCGGUGGUUCCUUGAAAUGUCAUGGUUGGUGUGAUUUUUACCUGCUUUUGUCAACUAAUACGUCAAGCUCAACCGCAGCGAUCUGUAGGUCUCAUACAAGGACGGCUUUCUUCCAAAGGGGUUUUCCAAGAAGCGGUUGACACAUCACAAUGGCUUCAAAACGAGUGUGAUGAAGAGCCGCAGGGUAGAUUGGUUUCAAGAAGACAAGUGGAGUGGAAGCGCUGCAGGGUCUUUAUGGUGAUCACAUACAGGUGCUUUGUGGGGACUUCAGGUGUACGCUGCUCAUUUCUCCCUUGCAAUGAGCUCUUUACAAGAUGGAAUAAGCAUAGCUCAGUUUCAGGUUGUUUUUUUUUAAGUUAUUAUGGUUGCUGUUAACACAAAUUAUACAAAUGAUGUGGGGGUUUUUUGUGUCAAUGUACUUGUUUACAGCCUUUUACCAAGGCUUAUCUAUGGUAAUAAUUAAACUCUUCAUCAUCAAUGGCU